Messenger RNA from Cylindrotheca closterium, 2932 nucleotides. The record is from the annotation of a GenBank genome assembly. NCBI's taxonomy places the organism in Eukaryota, Bacillariophyta, Bacillariophyceae, Bacillariales, Bacillariaceae.
AUGGAGUUUCCAACUCCCUCGGCGCAUCAAUGGGGCGGAUGUUCUGCUACAUUACUCCACAAGGUCGCGCGCCGUGCAAAGUCAGGCGGCAAAGAUGAGUCAGGGCUAGGCAGGUUCUCAUGGAUAAAGAUCCGGGGCAGGGACAUCCGACAGCAGGAGUCUCAGACUGAUGGGCCCCCGGCUGGUCCUUUAGAUCUUGUGGUGGUCUCUGCAUAUCAUCCGAACAAGGUGGCCAAAGCACUGAAAUGGUGGUCCAACGGCGUCCGCCUUACUGGUGGCGCCAUCCGACCAGAUAAAUCCUUUUGGUAUCUGAUUGACUUCAAGUGGAAUGCCCAACAAGGUGUAUGGAAAUUCCGGCGGAAGGGGGAUUUCAAACCAUCUCUUCUUCCCACAGGAAUGUCGGAAAUUGCGGUUGAACUGGAUGAUCUGGAUGGCACUCCAGUGCAUCUACAGUGGUUGGAACCGGACAAAUCGGCGAAGACUUUGGGUAUCCUGAUGUCCCCCUGCUCAAACAGGAAAGCACAACUUGUGGUGAUGCAGGGAAAAGCAAAAGCAUGGGCGGAUCAGAUCCAACCUAGCUUCCUCCACCGAUAUGAUGAGUGGGAUCAGCUCCUCUCCCCAGUGCUCAGGGCGGCACUUCCAAAGGCUGGUAUCUGCCGCAACUUUCCUCGUGCUAUGGUCUAUGCCCCUAUUGCACCUCAAGGAGUGGGUGUCCCUCAUCCGUACGGUCUCCAAGUCAUCAAGCACUUGGAUAUGCUACUUCGCCAUCCUGCCAAUAAGACCAAGACGGGCGCCUUCUUGGAGGCAGUCCUUCAGGCACACCAGCUUGAAACCGGUACCUCAUACGGCCUCUUCCAACAAGUCUAUGCCAACACCUCCAUCCUGGCGUCUGACACGUGGGCAAAGCGGACCUGGGGUGAACUCGACUCUCUCUCCAUCCACCUGGAGUUUGAUUCCCCUUCUCUUCAGCCUCUACGCCAAGGAGACCAACUGUUAGUCGACCUGUUCAUCGACUCUUUGGUGGACCAACUUACUUUGAAAUGGCUCAACUGGUGUCGGAUCUUCCUGCACGCAGUCACUCUUUCUGAUAUUGUGAAUGCUGAAGGGACGGCGAUUACUCUGAAAGCAUGGAAAGGGCUAAGAGCGGACAGCUGUUCUGAUUGGUACCAAUGGCCCCGUACUGCUCGUCCGUCUAACCAAUGGUGGACUGCUUGGCAGCAAUGGAUUUCUACUCACCUGACCGGCCACUCCAACCGACGCCGUCUCAGUUCUCCGUUAGGCCCAUGGCAUUCUGUUGACUUAUCCUGGAAGUGGCAAUACUCCCCCUCUACCAAUACCCUGUCUUCCCUAGCCGUUCUCCAAUCCACAAGAGCCGGGUCCUCCUCCACUCUACGGGCCCUAACCAACCAGCCGAACCACCUGCCCCCCCAUCCUCCAUCCUUGACCUCUUACAAAGCUAAAGUGGGCACAGCAUGCGCUCAAAUUCUCACUGAGGACCGCAGGGAUAUCAUCUGGAUCACCUGCCAAACCCCUGGGAAAUUUGACGACCAGAGUUCCACGCGCAGCGAAUUGAUUGGCCUUAUGGCCUCUCUCCUGGUGUUGGACUGGAUGUCUCAGGUCGCCCACCUGAAACUCUUUGCCAGCCAACCAUCGGUUGAGAUGGCCUGCGACGGGCUCAUAGCUCUUGAUAAGUCCUUCUCCGAAUUCCACCUGUCAUCGUCUGGUGCCCAAUUUGAUCUGGCCUCAACCAUCCGGGCCUUGCUUCGCCACCUUCCCCUCCAAGUUCAUCGGCGCCAUGUUAAAGGCCACCUGGACAAGCACCGGCCUUUCUCCCAACUGGACUGGUGGGAGCAGCGCAAUGUGGAAGUGGACUCCAAAGCACAAUCCUACCGCCGCCUGCUGGAGUCUACAGGCCGAUCUGCCGCCUCCAACCCCCGCUUCUUCCAUGAACCUGUGUCCUUGUUCAUUGAUGGCGUUAAGUCGUCCCGACUGGAUCAGGCUCACAUCAUGGAGCUGGUCUCUCUUCCUGCCCUUCGUACGUAUUGGCCCUCCAAGGACCGCCUCUCCAAGCAGUCCAUCCGGGAGGUCAAUUGGUUGUCUCUUGCACGCGCCAUGAAGGCCCUCCCAGCAAAUCUACAACGCUGGACACCCAUGCAUAUCUCCGGUAUGACAGGUGUGGGAAAAUUCUUGGCCAUUUGGAACCGUUCGACGAAGAGCUCCCGCCCCAGAUGCUCCUCCUGCCCCGUGGAAGAUCACCUCCGUGUCCCCUGCUGUUCUGCUCCUACUGCAGCUGCAGAAUGGUCAAAACGCCAUCUGGCCUUCCGGACCUGGAUGCAGACUCAGCAUACUGCCCCAGAGAUUGAAGCCUUCCUCUUCGAAUACCUGAAGACAGUCUGUCAGACUUCCUUGGGCGUCCCCACCGUCCGAGCCUGGUCCCGCCAUCCCCACCUCUUCCGAAGUGCCAUCUCUUCCCAAGCCACGUUUGGGGCCCAGGGUCUCCUUGAAGGCCUAGUGUCCCCCAACUGGAGACACCUGCAGGCCCUUCACUUCUCCUACAUUGGCUCCAAGAAGUCUGCCAACCUUUGGGCCUCCCGCCUGAUCCAACAACUGAUCAGGAUCGGGCACUACAUGUGGAAAGACCGCAACCGGCUUGCCCACUCUGAAGACAGCUCCUGGUACACGGCUCGCAAGCGGGAGAUUGACAUCGGCAUCCGCGAACAGUUCGCCAUGGGCCUGAUGGAUAUCCCCCCACGCUCGCAGUACCUCUUUCGGGACUCCCGCGAAACUGUCCUCAACAAAUCACUCGAAGAUCGUCAACAUUGGCUGCGCCUUGUCUCCCAUGAGAGAGCGAUCAACCGUCGCUCUCUAGCCAGGCAACGCCAGAUGAUCUUUGACCUGGCGCGACCCGCCAACCCAACAUCGACUCGGCCAA